UACACCACAGAGGUCGCUGGUGUUGGAGCUCCGGAGUUUGUCCUCAGAUAACAACAAAUAACACCACGUGUUUCAGGAUUGUGGGUAAUGUAUUUCUGUUGCAGAUGGAGGCCUCCUCACACAGCAGAGGUGGGAGGGGCCUGUGGAAGAACCCCAGGGUCACCACGUACAGCCAGCAGACCCAGGACCUGCUGAGAUUGAUGAUGCAGGAGUCCAAACUCACCAACCUCCAGAGGAAGCACAUCAAUGAAAGUCUGAGGAAUGGAGCAGCUUUGCCACUGCCCCCUGACCCCAAAUUGCUACCUUCUCCCCCUCAGCCCAAAACCAGUAAAUCUGUCCACAGAUGCCUGCCAGGCAGACCUCAGAGGCGCAGCGCAGAAGCUUGCUGUUCUGGGAACAGCUACACCAGAGAAAGGUUCCGUCCCGCCCCUACAAGAGACUUGGAGAAAGAGAAGAGGAGGCUUCAGAAUAUAAUGGCAACAGGAGAAGAAGAGCCCACAUCUGCACCAUCCCAUUCAACAUGUUGGAGCCCAGAAGUGAUGGAGGAGAGAGACCAGUAUCAGGAGGUUCUGGAUGAGAUAGAGGAAAGAAGACACUUCCUGGCAGACAUGGCCUCUCUUGGUCAGGAGAAGCAGUACAUCCAUAUCAUCAACCAUGAAAUAUCACAGAAAAUCAGAGAGCUGGAACUACUGGACAAGUCCCACCAAGACAUCCAUAAGGAAAGAGCAGACAAAGUGGACUCGAAGGAGGAGACAGCAGAGAGGGUUGACCUCUGACUCUCCAUUCUUACUGUUAAAAUUACUUUAAAAUCAAAUGCAAGCAAUAA
Messenger RNA from Paralichthys olivaceus (Japanese flounder), 826 nucleotides. RefSeq names its product chromosome 8 C22orf23 homolog (gene c8h22orf23). The record is from RefSeq and is a predicted model, not a curated record. Lineage: Eukaryota; Metazoa; Chordata; Actinopteri; Pleuronectiformes; Paralichthyidae.